Diachasmimorpha longicaudata is the source of this 2975-nucleotide messenger RNA. RefSeq lists its product as uncharacterized. Bases 1521 to 2144 code for a protein of 207 amino acids. The record is from RefSeq and is a predicted model, not a curated record. The transcript has 2 exons. NCBI's taxonomy places the organism in Eukaryota, Metazoa, Arthropoda, Insecta, Hymenoptera, Braconidae.
UUGUCCGGUUCUCUUACCGUAUUCUCUCUUCUUCAUUGGGGGUUAAAGGUCUCAAUUUCCAUAUUUGUGGAAGGACCAUGUACCGAAGCUACCUUAUAUUGUAUUAAUUUUGAAUAUCAGUUCAUUCUGUGCAGCUCAAUAUAUUAUUUUCAUUUCGGUUUAGCAACAGAGUGACAUACCAAUGACGUAUAUCGCGCUGUCCUUAUCGCAGAAUAACUUCGAAUAUUAUUGUCGUUGUCGCGGGAACAGUUACGUUACAGCUCUCAUGGUGUAAACUACGCCAAACCGCUGUGAAUAAAUUCAUUUCAUUUCUAUACGGUUAAUCGAGUACUGUUUUACUUUUUGGCACGGCCCGCGACCGUAUCGUCAACCAGCAACCAUGGCAGGGCAGAAUUGCAAUUCUAUUCGGGAGGCUACCACCAAUCGGAUCUCCGGGGGGGGCACAAUUAUGCGUCCGUCGUGCGGCGAUAUCUGCGUAUGGGCUCGCAGCGUACCAGACCAGAUACAACUCCAGUGACUGCAAAGAGGGACUCAAGGAGGGUUGUGCCCUCAAGGGUUCGUAGUCGUCCGCCGUGGGUCGGGGCACUGCCCCCCCCCCCCAGAUGAGGGAAAGGUUCCAGCCGUCGGUCUGUCCAAGAUGACGUCGCAGAGGAGGACAAGGGAUUGACUGAGUAGCAGGGCCAGUCUACGCAUGGAUGUUUCAGAUCAUCAACCGGUAAGUCCACUCAUUUAUUAGAUAGAAUUCGAGAGUGACACGUUAGCUUAGUUAAGAGCGAUAGGGAUUGCGUCGCGAUCGGAGGCUCGUCGGUACCCCCCUUCUAACAGGUCAUCCUCCCCGGACCGCCACUGUCGAGGGACCGGGCGCGCAACGUAAAAUUAGGACACUGUAGUGGAACAUAUGCCAUUCAAUCGCAGUAAGCGGGGACGUCAUUCAGCUGGUUCAUCAAGAGCGUCUGGACAUACUGUUGCUCCAAGAGCCGUAUGCCAUUCGUGACGUGAACACCUGGGUCAUCCGAUACCUACGACUUGGAAUGAGUAUCGCCGCGUGAUCAACGGAGCGGCCGUAGAUGCGUGCAACUCCAUCCUGGAGAUUGCGCGUCCCAACUAAGCACAGCGCAUUGCGGUUGGGCUGAAGCCCACGUCCCCGGUGGAUUCUUUUUCGUCAUCUCAAGUUAUUCAAUGCGCUAUGAUGGAAACAACCUUGCCAGGUAAUGGUUUUCGGAAACCUCGCAUGGCCUAUUAAUCUACUCUACUUACAUAAUAUCAAACACUUAGGCCAUUACCCACUGCCGAGGGGGGGUUGGGAAAAAUCCAUACUGUCGGCUGGUUCAGAUGGCCGAAGGACACUUAGCAACCAAAACGGCGCCGGGUCACAAGUGACUAACGCAGGCAUGGCUCGCGCGGGGAACCUCGGGGCAGUGGUCCUUGAUGUCAGCCUGACACCCAGAAUGUGAAAGGUGGAAAAGGGUAUUUGGGAUUGAUAGAAAUAGAACAGAAAAAGAGAAAGAAAAUAGAAAGGAAUGUGUUACCCGGAGAAGGUUACCGGGUUCCUACCCCACGACUCUCGUCUCCGACAACGAGAGCUGGUUGGUCUCAUUCAUUCAUUCACUCAUCGUCGCAUUUCACCAACAUGCAUUCUCUACAAAAUUCCGCGAACACGGCGAAUGACUCCCUCGACGACAGUAGCGCUUGUGCCGCCUGGGGCCAUGAGCGAUUCCCGAUUAUACUCGGGACGCACUCGCGCUGUGGUGCAUAUAUCGGACAGUCCAUUACGAAAUGCUGGACUAUGUCUUCAGCUUGGUCGCACUCGCAGAUUCUCGACUGGGCAAGGCACCGCUCUUGAAGAUAGGACCGGAAUUACCCAUGCCCUGUCAGGACCUGCGACAUCCAGUGGUCGCACUCGACCACUUAGCGUCCAUGCGCGCCGCAGUAUCCAGGAAAAACGCAAAGACGUUCCUCCCGGUUCAAGCCCGCUCGAACCUAUCUUUCCAGAGAUUCCGGAUCUCUGCCUUUAUAUCUUCGACGGUCUCGAUCGGGCGACCGUUGUUAUCAACGCGCGGGUUCGUGGGGUCUAUGUCUACUGUACCUAUUCUAACCGGAAUGCCUUUCUUGGCUUGGUAGCGCGCUGCUCUUUCCCUCAAUAAAAGGUCCACAGGAAGAACUCCCGCCGCUGCGCAGAGUCCUUCGUGUGAAGCCGUCCUAUACGCGCCAGUAACUGUCAGCAGGGCGCUCCUCUGAGCGGUACGGAGUUUCCUCCCGUCGUGCGGUGUACACCGGUCCAGCCACCCGUGGGCUGCAUACGACGCGACAGCCUGACAAACGCCCUGAAAAACGAUUUUCACCGAUCGCUAUCGGAGUCCCCAAUAAUUGUGCAUUACGGCCGAUAGCCGAGUGAAAACUACCCUAGAUUUUUCUAAGAUAUGUUCGGUAUGGGUCCGGACCCGCAUAUUCCUAUUGAAAUGUACCCCGAGGUACCUCACGCUCUCCCUAAACUUAAUCCGUUGCCCGGCGAGCCUAAUUUUGGGUGGGCGGCUGUCGAAUGCCGGUUUUAGGUGCCGGCGUCAUUUUCGCGGCCGAUCUCACCUGUACUGCGUCAGCGGUGCUCUCUUCUGCGAAUUGCAUGACAGGACUAUUGCCUCUGUCUUGCUCUUCGAGAGUUCGAGCUUCGCCGAGGCGCACUACUAAGUGAUGUGAUUUACGACGGCUUGACCUAUCCUCUCUAACUCCUUACGCGAGUCGGCCGAUACGACUGCGAUAAGGUCGUCCGCGUACGCGACUUCGAUUUCGCCGAAGUUCUGCUCGAUGCUCUUGAGGAGGGCAUCGAACAUAAGGUUCCAGCACGCGGGGCCGAGGACUGAUCCUUGUGGACAGCCCCGAGUAGCCGGCUUCGAAACAUGUUGGUCGCUCCAGGCGAUCUUGACAGUCCGAUUGUCGAAGUAGCUCCGGAGCACUUCAAAGACAUUCUUCGGGCAGUC